Molecule: messenger RNA, 3865 nt
Organism: Clarias gariepinus (North African catfish)
Lineage: Eukaryota; Metazoa; Chordata; Actinopteri; Siluriformes; Clariidae
Gene: nrd1b
Product: nardilysin b (N-arginine dibasic convertase)
Exons: 31
Coding region: 105-3392 (1095 amino acids)
Biological process (GO): proteolysis
Molecular function (GO): metalloendopeptidase activity; metal ion binding
Source: RefSeq, a predicted model, not a curated record
CUGUAGUGUCCCUACUGUAUGUAGGGCGUGAAUGUUAUUUGGGACUCGGCCUACACAGAUACGAAGCACCAAGCUCAUCUUACCGUGUCAACCUCCUCCUAGAAAUGCCUCAGAAAAACAAAUCCAAAACAUCCUGCGGAACUACUCAAGAGCUCAGGCCUGAGAGCGGAGAGCCGCCACCGCUGUCUCAGCAGCCUCAGACUGAACCCAAAGCUGAUCUAGACCAAGCUAAGAAAGCAGAGGAAGACCUUGAGGAUUUAGAGAUAAUUAAAUCACCAAGUGACCCAAAGAAAUAUAGGUACAUUGAGUUAAGCAAUGGUCUGAGAGCGCUUCUCAUCUCGGAUCUGGGUCAGGAAACCUGUGUGUGUAAGUCUGAGCAGUCAGAUGGUGGGGACAACGACAGGGAGGAAGACGGUGAUCAGGGCGAGAAAGAUGGCGGGUCUGAGGAAGACAGCGAUAACGAUGGAGACAGUAAUGACUCGGAUGAGAAUGGUGAUGUGAGGAAAAAGAAGAAGAAAGGCACUUUGGAGAAACAGUCAGCAGCUGCUCUUUGUAUCUGUGUGGGAAGCUUCAGUGACCCAGAGGAUUUGCCUGGUCUUGCUCAUUUCCUUGAGCACAUGGUGUUUAUGGGUAGUGAGAAGUACCCAGCUGAGAAUGGAUUUGAUGCGUUUCUAAAGAAGCACGGUGGCAGCGACAAUGCUUCAACUGACUUGGAGAGGACUAUUUUUCAGUUUGAUGUUCAGAGGAAGUACUUCAGAGAUGCACUGGAUAGGUGGGCUCAGUUCUUCAUCUGCCCUUUGAUGAUAGAAGAUGCAAUUGAAAGGGAGGUGGAAGCAGUGGAUAGUGAAUACCAGUUGGCCAGGCCAUCAGACUCUCAUCGCAAAGAAAUGCUCUUUGGAAGCCUAGCAAAGCCCAACCACCCGAUGACAAAGUUCUGCUGGGGAAAUGGGCAAACCCUUAAACACGACCCGAAGGAAAAGAUGAUAAAUACUUAUGAGCGCCUGCGGGAGUUCUGGAGGAGAUACUACUCUGCUCAUUAUAUGACCCUCACUGUGCAGUCCCGAGAGAGCCUGGAUACUUUAGAGGAAUGGGUGAGGGAAAUUUUCACCAAGGUCCCAAACAAUGGUCAGACACGUCCUGAUUUUUCUGAUCGUCAGGAGCCUUUUGCAACACCCGACUUCAACAAGCUUUAUAGAGUGGUUCCUGUAAGAAAAAUGCACGCUCUUAAUAUCAGCUGGGCUUUACCUCCCCAAAGCAUGCACUACAGGGUGAAACCUUUGCAUUACUUAUCCUGGUUGGUUGGACAUGAGGGUGCUGGCAGUAUCCUCUCUGUGCUCAGAAAAAAGUGCUGGGCACUGGCUCUGUUCGGAGGCAACAGCGAAACAGGUUUUGAUCAGAACACAACUUACUCCAUCUUUAGCAUAUCCAUCACUCUGACAGAUGAGGGCUAUCAAAAUUUCUAUCAGGUGGUGCAUUUGGUGUUCCAGUACAUGAAGAUGCUUCAGAAACUCAAACCCCAACAGAGGAUUUAUGAAGAAAUUCAGAAGAUAGAUGCCAAUGAGUUUCACUACCAAGAGCAGACAGAUCCUAUUGAGUUUGUGGAGAAAAUUUGUGAGAAUAUGCAGCUUUUCCCUAAAGAACACUUUCUCUGUGGAGACCAGCUCAUGUUUGAAUACAACGCAGAGGUGAUUUUAGACGCCUUGGAACUGCUCACUCCUGAGAGAGCGAACCUGCUGCUGCUAUCCCCGGAGCAUGAGGGACAAUGCGCACUGAAGGAGAAGUGGUUUGGCACGCAGUACAGUGUAGAAGAUAUUGCUCUGGAAUGGAGUGAGCUGUGGUCUGGAGAUUUCCCUCUGAACCCUGCCCUUCACCUCCCAGUCGAGAACAAGUUCAUAGCCACGGAUUUCACACUGAAAACAUCAGACUGUCCUGACACCGAGUUCCCGGUUAAAAUCGUUGACCACAGCCGAGGGCGACUGUGGUUCAAAAAGGACAUGAAGUUUAAAAUUCCAAAAGCAUACAUCCGCUUCAAUUUGCUUACACCUCUGAUCCAGGAGUCUCCUGAAAACCUGGUUCUGUUUGACCUUUUCGUGAACAUGUUGGUCCAUAACUUGGCUGAGCCAGCUUAUGAUGCAGAUGUUGCUCAGUUGGAGUUCAAACUGGUUCCAGGGGAUCACGGCUUGGUCAUACGUCUCAAAGGGUUCAAUCACAAGCUGCCUUUGCUAUUGAACCUGAUUGUAGACUACUUGGCAGAUUUCACUGCAGCUCUUGACGUGUUCAGCAUGUUUGUAGAGCAGUUGAAAAAGGCAUACUUCAACAUCCUCAUCAAGCCAGAAAGGCUGGGAAAAGAUGUACGUCUGCAAAUCCUGGAGCACUCUCGAUGGUCAGUCAUUCAGAAGUACCAGGCCAUCAGUAAAAACCUCUCCAUGAAAGAUCUGAUGCAGUUUGUCACCAAAUUUAAGGCAGAAAUGUUUGUGGAAGGACUUGUGCAGGGCAACUUUACAAGUGAUGAGUCCAAAGAGUUCUUGCAGUAUUUUAUUGAGAGGCUUCAGUUUCAGCCGCUUCCAGUUGAGCCUCCUGUUCUCUUCCAUGUGGUGGAUCUGCCACAGAAACAUCACCUGUGUAAAGUCCAGUCACUAAACAUGGGUGAUGCCAAUUCUGAGGUCACUGUUUAUUAUCAGUCUGGAAUCAAGAGCCUCAAAGAGCAUGCGAUGAUGGAGCUGCUUGUGAUGCACAUGGAAGAGCCCUGCUUUGACUUCCUAAGGACUAAAGAGACUUUGGGGUAUCAGGUGUAUCCUACCUGCAGGAACACAUCCAGUAUCCUUGGCUUCUCAGUUACUGUUGAAACUCAAGCAACCAAAUUCAGAACUGACUUUGUAGAGAAUAAAAUCGAAGAGUUCUUGGUGAACUUUGGUGAGAUGAUGGCAGAUCUGUCAGAUGAAUCCUUUCAGGCACAAGUCACUGCUUUAAUUAAGCUGAAGGAGUGUGAGGAUACACACCUUGGUGAGGAGGUGGAAAGAAACUGGUUUGAGGUGGUCACCCAGCAGUAUGUGUUUGACCGACUUAGCAAAGAGAUAUCGGCUCUAAAGCAGAUGACCAAAGCUGAUAUUGUGUCCUGGUAUAUGAAGCACAGAGGUGUAGACAGCAAGAAGCUCAGUGUUCAUGUGGUUGGCUUUGGGCAGGAGGAGAAAAACGACGAAGACGAUCAGACUGCCUCCAAUCCGCUGCAGAAGAGUGAAAACGGUACAGACAAGUGUUCCUCGUAUGGUGAGGUGUCCAAGCUUACCUUCCUGCCUGCAUCACCAGCUCUUGCUGGAACCUACAUGAUCACGGACAUCCGUGCGUUCACCUCCUCAUGUUCCCUCUAUCCAUUUCACAAAAUCCUUGGCUAAAUUACGCCUGUAACCCAGUGGAACUCAGGAAUCGCUGUGCAAAUAGACUUGCUUGAGGAGCUACCUCAGAUUUGACUCACCUGUGCAGAAUCUCUUUCUUUUGUUUUAACUUUACUGAUGAAGGGUUAAGAAUAUAAAGUGCACUGAAAUGAGGCUUCAUAUCAGUACACAUGGCAGAGGAAAAAAGGCUAUUGUGUUGUUAUACUGUAAGUGAGCAAUAAAAAUGCAGAUUUCUUAUUAACUGCUUUGAAAAAAAAAAUGGUCAAAAUUAACCAAAUAUACAGAUGUGUCUAUUUUCUACAGUAUGUUUUAACUUGGUUUUUGUGCUUCUGGAAGAAAAGAAGUUUUGAGGACAUCAUAGGUCAAUGCAAGGCUUACCUGUACUGAGUGCUUGUAGCAUAUACAGUUUAGCAUGUUUUAUCAUCUCUUGUUUUGUCAAAUGUGUAUAUGUAAUAAAUGUGUUUUGGAGAGAA